Messenger RNA from Entamoeba invadens IP1, 1473 nucleotides. RefSeq lists its product as hypothetical. The transcript has 2 exons. Gene Ontology annotation, cellular component: nucleus. Lineage: Eukaryota; Evosea; Mastigamoebida; Endamoebidae. Gene Ontology annotation, molecular function: RNA binding. The record is from RefSeq and is a predicted model, not a curated record. Gene Ontology annotation, biological process: tRNA N2-guanine methylation. Bases 1 to 1473 code for a protein of 490 amino acids.
AUGUCUGAGAGUGAGUUCACGCCAAUCACAGAAGGACAGGCGACUGUUUUGUUUUCGAAAACAGAAGCUGAGGCGUUCUAUAAUCCCGUUCAAGAAUUAAACAGAGACUUAUCGAUUUCAGUGAUAUCGUCGUAUUUGUUGUCACAAAAAGAAGAACAUGAAAAAACACAGAAAGAAUAUCACCCUGUUGUUGUCGAAGCACUUGCCGCGUCUGGACUCCGUUCUAUUCGAUACGCAAAGGAAUUGCCACAAGAAGUCGACUUUAAGGUGAUUUCAAAUGACAUUUCGAAAACAGCAGUGGAGGCGAUUAACCGAAACGCAAAGUACAACAACGCAACACGAAUCAUUCCGUCGGAAUCUGACGCAGUGCUGAUGCUUUACAAAUUAUCACAAGAAAAGAAUAAAGCAGACGUCAUCGACUUGGACCCAUAUGGUGCACCAACACAAUUUUUGGAUGCUUCAUUUGCAGCUAUUAGAGAUAAUGGAUUAAUGGCAGUGACAUGUACCGAUAUGGCGUGUCUUGCUGGAACACAUGUACCAGCGUGUUACUCCAAAUAUGGGGCGAUGCCAUGGCACUCAUCAUGCGGACAUGAAUUUGGAUUAAGACUUGCACUACAAGCCCUUGCAGAGACGGCUUCAAGGCACAAAAAGUAUAUUGUGCCACUCGUUUGCUUCCACAUCGACUUCUAUGUCAGGAUGUUCAUCAUUGUCAAAAGCUCUGUGUCACUCUCUGGAGAACUUCCUUUGCAUGAGGGUCUUGUAUUCACUUGCUUGUCAUGCGAAAGUUUCUGUUGUAACAAACUUGGGUAUGACAAAGAUGGUAAAAUGAAGGCGUCGCCUUUGAGAAUCACAUCAAACAUUUGCGAACAUUGCAAAUCCCCAUUACACAUCAAUGGACCUGUUUGGAUGGAUGACUACAUCGACUAUGACUUCACUCGGAAAUUACUUAAAAGGUAUCAAGAAAACGAAGGGUUGCACGUUAACUCAAGAAGAAGAAUCAUGGCACUUCUCCAACUUCUUUCCGACGAACUUCCUAAUACCCCUCUUUUCUACGCUCUCGACAGAGCAGCUCACUUUUUCAAACUCUCUGUACCACCACGUUCUAUUUUUGUGCAAGCUUUAGAGUCUAAAGGGUUCAAAACAUCUUUUUCGCACACGUACCCAAAUAGCAUUAAAACAAAUGCGGACGCAGUCACGGUCUGGGACUUGUUCAGGGAGUUCAAUUCGCAAAAUCCGUCGAAAGUGUCUGAACAAACGCCAGCUUAUGUGUUAUUGAAAGAGAAGCAAAAGACAGUAUUUGAGUUGACUCAAUUCAAGAAAAUCAAAGAGAAAAAACCGAACCCCUUAUUUGUGGAGAAACCAGGCAAGAACUGGGGACCUGGGUGCAAGAAGAAAAAGACGCUCACCAACAAAAUCAAUUCAAUGGGUGAAGACAAAAAGGAGAAAGAGAAAGAUGAGGACUUAGAUAUCUGA